AUCCUUAUCCUUGCUCCAGAGCCCAGACAGUAGAGGCAUCCAGUGCACCUGAACCACUAGCUAGCUAGCUACAUCGGCAAGUCGGCAAAGCUCGUGAUCAAUGGGGGUCAAGCUCACGCUCCCGCCGGCGGCACUGAUCUCCCAGGUGGCCAAGCUGGGAUCCCUCCUUGUCCUCCUCCUCCUCGCGCUGCUGCUGCCCGUCUUCCUCAGGGUCGCCUACGGCUACCUUCUCUUCAACGGCAUCGUCCUCGCGCUCGGCAUCCAGGCCUUCGUCGGCAGCGGCGGCGCUUCCAUCGCCGACGACGAAGACUGGCACGGGUCUUCGAGUGCCGGUCAGGCCGUCGAGGCCUCACCGUUCCAGAGGGCUGGAGCUGAAUCAGUCCGUCCCGACGACCGGACGGCGGUUGUGGGUGAUCGUGUCGUGGUGCCUGCCUUUGUGGCAAGUAAUAUAAUCGAGCUGAAGACGAAGACCAAGGAGGUGGUGCUGAAGGUGCUGAAGAAGUGCCCAUCGACUGCAAGCAUCUUCUUCCUCAGCGCGCUGAACGGCAGCCAACAAGCCGGCGGAGAGGAAAAGGCACCGCAAGAGGAGGAGGAAGAGUGCGACGUCGACAUGGACGGCGACGUGAGGAUGAGUCGGGAGGAGCUAUUUGCCAACACGGAGCGGUUCAUCGGCAACUUCCGCAAAGAGCUCAGCAUGCAGAGACAGUAGCACUACUCCAAGCUAGCAUAGAUAUUUUUUCUUAGCUUUUCUUCUUUUUUUUUUCUUUAGUCUUUGCGCCAAAAUAUAUAGGGGCACCCAAAUAGGAGUGUGUUUAGUUGGACACGUACGUCCUUAGCGAGCCCACGUCUGUAACCCUGUCCAUCGAUUUAGGAUUUUCGGUGUGUUUAGGUUUUCGAAAUUGGCAUGAGCUUAUCAUUCGAUCAUUCAAUAUGAGUGAUGAGCUAUUUCAAAAACAAUGGAAUUGACAUGAUCUCAA
Molecule: messenger RNA, 977 nt
Organism: Triticum aestivum (bread wheat)
Lineage: Eukaryota; Viridiplantae; Streptophyta; Magnoliopsida; Poales; Poaceae
Exons: 1
Coding region: 101-709 (202 amino acids)
Source: RefSeq, a predicted model, not a curated record